Strigops habroptila (Kakapo) is the source of this 1203-nucleotide messenger RNA. It is a transcript of the gene CASP7, whose product is annotated as caspase 7. The coding region runs from base 206 to 1135 and encodes 309 amino acids. The record is from RefSeq and is a predicted model, not a curated record. Gene Ontology annotation, biological process: proteolysis; apoptotic process. Lineage: Eukaryota; Metazoa; Chordata; Aves; Psittaciformes; Psittacidae. Gene Ontology annotation, cellular component: cytoplasm. The transcript is spliced from 7 exons.
GCACCCUCCCCACCGCCGCCCGGCCGAGCCCGAGCCCAGGUCCCCACCGCCCCGGGGGCCGGCCCGCAGCCCCGCCGCAGCGGACGGAAGACGCGGCCCCGCCGGGGCAGGCCCGGGCCGGCGGAACCCGCCCCAGCUGCCGGCGGGCGGGGCAUCAUCGCGGCGCUUUCGAUUCCCUUCUGCCUCGCCGGACCGCCGCACCAAGAUGUCAGGGAAUCAGCAUGUUGACCGCUCUACUCAAGAGCGAGGUGAUGAAGAUCGUGAAGAUGUAGUUGAUGCAAGGCCAGACAGAAGUAGCAGAUUCUCACUUUUUGCAAAAAAAAAGAAGAAUGGAGAAGAAGAACAGCCAAAGUCCUCUCUCAGUAACCAGUACCGAAUUGUUACACCCACAUUCCAGUAUAAUAUGGACUACAAGAAAGUUGGCAAAUGUAUUAUUAUAAACAACAAAAAUUUUGAAGACAAAACAGGAAUGGGCACACGCAAUGGCACUGAUAAAGAUGCUGGAGAUUUAGCUAAGAGUUUUAGGAACUUGGGUUUUGAGGUUUGCACAUACAAUGACCGAAGCCGGGGUGAUAUGGAAAAAUUACUGAAGCAAGCUGCUGAGGAGAAUCACAGUGAUGCCGCUUGUUUUGCCUGUAUCCUUCUAAGCCAUGGAGAAGAAGGCCUCAUCUAUGGCACUGAUGGACCCAUGGCUAUCAAGAGCUUGACUGCGCUAUUCAGAGGAGACAAGUGUAAAAGCCUUGUAGGCAAACCCAAAUUAUUCUUCAUUCAGGCAUGCAGAGGCUCUGAAUUUGAUGAAGGCAUACAAACUGACUCUGGACCUGCAAAUGACACUCUAGAAACAGAUGCCAAUCCAAGAUACAAAAUCCCAGUAGAAGCAGAUUUUCUGUUUGCAUAUUCCACAGUGCCAGGUUAUUACUCCUGGAGGAAUCCUGGAAGAGGCUCCUGGUUUGUGCAGUCUCUGUGCUCUGUGCUAAACGAGCAUGGAAAACAACUUGAGAUCAUGCAGAUCCUUACACGAGUCAACUAUGUGGUCGCCACCAAUUUUGAAUCACAAUCUGAUGAUCCACGCUUCAGUGAGAAGAAGCAGAUUCCCUGUGUGGUCUCUAUGCUCACUAAGGAACUUUACUUCUGAAAGUGAAUUUUAAUGCAACCAGUGAUGAAGAAUCAGGAUAUGGUUUUGGGUGGAGAUUUGAUAUAAAC